Rana temporaria (common frog) is the source of this 2838-nucleotide messenger RNA. It is a transcript of the gene CERS2, whose product is annotated as ceramide synthase 2. Gene Ontology annotation, molecular function: DNA binding; sphingosine N-acyltransferase activity. Lineage: Eukaryota; Metazoa; Chordata; Amphibia; Anura; Ranidae. The record is from RefSeq and is a predicted model, not a curated record. Gene Ontology annotation, cellular component: membrane. The coding region runs from base 425 to 1555 and encodes 376 amino acids. Gene Ontology annotation, biological process: ceramide biosynthetic process. The transcript is spliced from 11 exons.
AGGGAGUGGACUAGCUCAGAGGAAGAGGAGUAGUCUGUAAGGAUUUGCAGGCAGGGGUGGGGUGUGAAAGGCAACGUCAGAAGAUCUGAACUCCUGGUGAGAGCACAAGGUACCUUCCCUCCCUUCCAGUCCCAGAAUCAGGCUCUCUCCAGUGCUGGGAUCAGGUGUUUGGCAGGACCUUACCCUUCCACUGCUGGGACUGCAGGACAUCUCCCCCCCACUGACAGUCCUGGGAUCAGACUACAGGACUUCUUAUCCUUUCAUUCCCAGGAUCAGACUACAGGACUUCUCUCCCUUCAAUUCCCAGGAUCAGACUACAGGACUUCUCCCCCUCUCCCUUCAAUUCCCAGGAUCAGACUACAGAACUUCUCCCCCUUCCACUUCCAGUACCGGCAGGACCUCUCCCUUCUGAUCUCCUGACAGGAUGCUGCAAAUGGCCUACGACUACUUCUGGUCGCAUCGGCUGUGGCUGCCGAAGAACGUAACCUGGGCUGACCUUGAGGAUAAGGAUGGUCGCGUAUACGCCAAAGCUUCCGACCUGUACAUCACCAUCCCCCUGGCCUUUGUCUUCCUCGUAGUGCGAUACGUCUUUGAAAUUUAUGUAGCCACUCCAAUGGCCAGGCUAAUGGGGGUAAAAGACAAGGUGAAGCUGCGAGCUGCCCACAGUCCGACGCUGGAGACCUUCUAUGCAAGCUCUUCAAAACAUCCCAAACAGAGUGAUUUGGAGAACCUAUCAAAGGCCAGUAAAUUUACCGUGCGUCAGGUGGAAAGAUGGUUUCGGCGGAGGAGAAACCAGGACCGGCCGAGUUUAGAAAAGAAGUUCCGUGAAGCCUGUUGGAGAUUCACCUUUUAUCUUGUUGCUUUCAUUGCUGGCAUUGCAGUCCUUGCAGACAAGCCCUGGUUCCAUGAUCUCCAUGAAGUUUGGAGGGAUUUCCCUAGACAGACUAUGCUGCCCUCACAGUACUGGUAUUAUAUGAUAGAACUGGGCUUCUACUGGUCUCUCCUGUUCAGAGUGGCAUUUGAUGUUAAGAGGAAGGAUUUCAAGGAGCAGAUCAUCCACCACGUGGCCACUAUUAUUCUGAUCAGCUUUUCAUGGUGUGCAAAUUACAUUCGAGUGGGCACUUUGGUCAUGGUCAUUCAUGAUUCCUCGGACUUCUUCUUGGAGUCUGCCAAGAUGUUUAACUACGCCGGCUGGAUAGACGCUGGCAACAAUAUAUUUGUGGUGUUUGCUUUAGUGUUCAUCAUUACAAGAAUCAUCAUUCUUCCUUUCUGGAUCUUGCACUGUACCUGGGUCUACCCCUUAGAGAUUUACGCGCCGUUUUUCGGAUACUAUUUCUUCAACGUCAUGCUGUGGGUCCUGCAGUGCCUGCACAUUUUUUGGGCUUAUCUCAUUCUCGGCAUGGCACACAAGUUCCUGACGGGCAAGUUGGAGGAGGAUGCAAGAAGCGACCCUGAUGAAACCGAUAUUCCAGAUGAAGAAGACGAGGAACCUUCCAAGAAUGGGUCUGUGUCCAAUGGCCAUUCAUUGCAUAACGGUCACCACAAAGCGGAUUGACCAAGGACUAGACGCCAGGCUGCGUUUCCCUCGGAUAGUUUUCCUGGGGAUUUAAUGAUAAAUAAUAUCCUUUCCCUGAUUAACACUACUGAAUUUCCUUGCCAUCAUCUCAAAAAAAAAAAAGACUUUGUAAGAACAUCUCAAAGACAAAACAGGUCCACCUUCCUACUGAGCCUUGGGACGUGGAUCACUGGAGCUUCUCCGUGAGGACAAUUUUUAAACACGUUGAUGGCUUUUUACUAUGAAAAUGAUCCCUCUCCCUCAAAUUUAUCAAUAAUUUAAUACAAACAUAUGAAGUUCCUCUCAUUCUUUCACCCCUUGGCCAAAAGUGCCUGCUGCUUUUUUUUUUUUUUUUGGAGAGAAGGUCAAAUGGAUGACACCAAAGACCUUUUCUGUGAAGAUCGCUUGCCUUUGCCUCUUGUGAACCACUGAUGUACAUUCCAGAGAUGACGUUGUUCUCAAAUUGCUACGUAUGUGGACCAAAGAACAAGUUGAAUGACCUGGAUAAAGUGAAGGUGAUUUUUUUUCCUUGCCAAAUGAUGUCGCGUUUUGACAUCCAUCACCAUUGUUGGAUGGAUUGAACCACUGAUUUUUUUUUUUUUUAUGUUCUUUGUAAAAUUGGUGUGUCGUCUUUUCACCUGUGCCAGCCAUUUUGGAGGUGACAAUCGACGUGAAUAUGCUGCAUAUUCAGUUUGGCCACAGAACUUCCUUGUCUGUUUUCCUUUUAUUUCAUUAGAUAGUCCUGUUUAUUAGCUGAUGUUUAUUUAUUACUGAUGUUGAUUUCCUAUCAUGUUUAAUGUUGCCCUACCAUAGAGCAAUCAGUAGCCAUUUAGAUUUACCGAUUUAUCACUGGUCUGUUUAAUCUUUGACUCAUGUAAUCCUGAGGAUGCAUACAAUUCUGAUGGACCUCAUCACACUUUGUACGACUUUGGAGUACAACUUUUAAAUGGGUGCAACUUAGAGGCGACUUGUCCCACUGCAAAGUCAAAUCCAUUGUUGUAUGUAAAACAUUUAGGUAUGACUUUUAUGCAACUUUUGAGGGUUGACAUUGAAGUGUCUAUCCCUCAAGUUGCAUUCAAGUCAGACCAAAGUAGGGCAUGAACUACUUUGAAGUCGCACAUGUAUGAAUGGUUAUCAUUCGAAAAACAUGGGAUACAACUUGCAUCCAACUUUAAUUUCCAAAGCCGCACAAGUGUGAAUGGGGGUGUAAGUCACGUCUAGGCAGCAAGCCAAGGAACAUGUGUUUGAGUUCUCGACCAUAUUAAAAGUUAUCUUUAUAUACC